GCUGCUGCUUCCAGUGGAACCAUGAGCCACACUCCUCGGCCCUUCCUCACAGGAGCCCAUAUCGCCGCCCCACCAAGCUAUACCAUGAACAAGGAGGAGUAUGAGAUAGGAGAAGUUGGAGCACCCCAGCCUUCAGCGCCUGUGACCUCCACCGUGGUCAGCAUCCAGCCUGAGAUCUCGGAGCCUGACCACAUUGUCUGGUCCCUGUUCAAUACUCUCUACUUGAACUUCUGCUGUCUGGGCUUCUUGGCUUUCGUAUAUUCUGUGAAGUCUAGGGACAGGAAGAUGGUUGGCGACAUGAUUGGGGCCCGGAGCUAUGCGUCCACUGCCAAGUGCCUGAACAUCAGCACCGUGAUCCUGGGCAUCCUCUUCAACAUUGGAAUCAUCGUCUCUGUAGUGUUUACUGCCUUAUUGUUUUCCAAAAUAUACUACCAAAGUGUGCAUAAGGGUGGAGGCCUCUAG
Molecule: messenger RNA, 462 nt
Organism: Sorex araneus (European shrew)
Lineage: Eukaryota; Metazoa; Chordata; Mammalia; Eulipotyphla; Soricidae
Product: interferon-induced transmembrane protein 3-like
Exons: 2
Coding region: 22-462 (146 amino acids)
Biological process (GO): defense response to virus; host-mediated suppression of symbiont invasion; type I interferon-mediated signaling pathway
Cellular component (GO): plasma membrane
Source: RefSeq, a predicted model, not a curated record